This is a messenger RNA of Epinephelus lanceolatus (giant grouper), 1154 nucleotides long. The record is from RefSeq and is a predicted model, not a curated record. NCBI's taxonomy places the organism in Eukaryota, Metazoa, Chordata, Actinopteri, Perciformes, Serranidae.
AGGGUGUUUGGGAUGCCUCGCUCCACUGUUCACCGCAUCGUUCAUCGAGUUACUGAGGAGGUGGUGGCCAUUCGCCACAGGGUCAUCUACCUCCCCAAGACCGCUGACGACCUGGCGGCAGUAACUCAGGGGUUUGCAGGGCUGGCAAGACACAGAGCUUUUCUAAAAGCUGCUGGAGCAAUCGACGGCUGCCAUGUCAGGAUCAAGCCACCAAGCGGCCCUGAUGGUCAAUGCUAUAGGAAUCGCAAACUGUUUGCGUCUAUUAUCCUGCAAGCAGUUUCUGACCAUCAGGGCCGCUUCAUCGACACGUACGUGGGCUGGCCGGGGUCGGUGCACGACUCCAGGGUACUCCGGCACAGCCCACUGUACAGGCGGGCCAUCUACCCUCCUCCAGGGUACUUCAUCUUGGCAGACGGUGGGUACCCAUGCCUCCAACAUCCACUCCCCCUCAUCACUCCCUACAAGCGGCCGGUACAAGGUGUGGGAGCCCAGCGCUUCAACAGCCAUCAUUCCAGGGCACGCUCCAUCAUAGAGCGUGCCUUUGGGAUGAUGAAGACGAGGUUUAGGGCCAUCUUCCUCCAAGCGCUGGAGGUGCACCACACCUUUGUGCCUCAGGUCAUAACAGCAUGUGCCGUCCUGCACAACAUCUGCCUGGGUGCUGGUGACAUCAUGGCCCCAGAGGAUGAAGUGCAGGACGACAUGCCGGAGGAUGAGGGGGAGAACGGGUUGGAGGCAGUCAGUGGUGCUCCAUGGCGGAACCAGCUGUCUGCCGAGGUAUCUGCCCUGGAGGAGGGUGUCCUUGACCAUGAUUACCUUUAGAGGGCAAGUAAAAUAAUUUUAAAGCUAUUCCUAUUUAAAGUGUUUUGUAAAGUUUUGUUUGUUGAAGUAGUUUGUGGUGGGAUGUUUAAAAAGUUGUGCAGUAGUAUUCUGUUUGUUUUAUUCUUGCCUCUCUUUUAAACAUUUUUAGUGACAUGGCAGCCGUCGAUUGCGUCAGCCCUGCAAACCCCGUUGAUGGACGAUGUGGUGGACAGUGGAGACAUGCAUCCCCCACCCCCCACAUGAUGUCCCACUCACAGCCAGAAGACUCCAGGGUCUUUAUUGUGGCAUCCCAUCCAGUCCAGCAGCACCACCGGGGACUCCUGCUCAGCCAAUAA